UUAUCAAACCCGAGCUUUUGUACAAAUAACCGUCACUUGGCGAACAGCGCUGAACAUUGAGUCGCUUGAACGUCGCCGGGGUCACGACCACUGACGUCUAGAGACCGACAGCUACGACAACACCGCUGUUACUGCGCUCAGCUACGAAAGCACUGCUUCGCCGACAGCAGCGACAUUGACACUGCUAAACAGCCAUGACGUCAGAACGCCGUCCUCUACGAAAAGAAUUCUACGUGUUCUGGAACUCCGGCUUGACCGAGGGCGGAUACGUGGACGGGUCUGCCGUCGUCUGCGCCCUCAUUAUGGACAAAGGGGAGACAACUGUGACACGGAUUUUCUCCUCGGGUGCAGACGACAUGGUGCUGGCCGAUGAACAUCUCAUCGAGUGGCUGACGGAACACCCGCUGGUCCUGGAAGCAGAGGACAUUGAAAUGAGGAUACACCUCAACUAUUCCCCGCAGUAUGCCACCGCGCAGGCGCUCGUGAACCUCGUCACGUCCCUGCAGAGACAGUGCAAAGAGAUUCAAGUCACGAUGAAGUUCGUCCAACUGUACAAGACAGAAAAUGACGAAGAUGCAGACGAAAACAGACGAGGCUUGCGGACGUUACGUCAGAGUGGAUUCAAACUGGACGUCUUCGACGAAGCUGAUUGGUUCUAUCUGGCCGAGACUCUCGCAGACAAGAGCAGUCGCAAAACGCAGAGUAAGAACGCGGUAAAAGCGAAAAAGAAGCUCAAAGAGAUCUUCACCGACACCAGAGAUGCUGGGUCCGUCACUGAAUGUGUGAAGACGUCGGAGACAAACACCAUGACGGAUGUGUUCUGUGACGCCGAUCAGAGUUCGUCUGAUUCACAAAGCUGACAAAGUAAUACUUUAUGUGACGUAACAGACUUACGAAUCAAAAGAACCAAGUUCUGAAUCAAAAACACUAUCACCCGAUUGGGAAAUAUGAUAUUAAACAGCCUGUUUAACAGGUCUUGAAAGAUAUAUUACUUUGAUGUUCGACGGGAUGGGUUUCAGGGCAAAGCCUGAUGUGGUGUUCCUGUGAAUUAAUAACCAAAGAGCCAGUCUAAAAUAUUAAGAAAUA
Gigantopelta aegis is the source of this 1086-nucleotide messenger RNA. RefSeq lists its product as uncharacterized. NCBI's taxonomy places the organism in Eukaryota, Metazoa, Mollusca, Gastropoda, Neomphalida, Peltospiridae. The record is from RefSeq and is a predicted model, not a curated record. The coding region runs from base 195 to 860 and encodes 221 amino acids. The transcript is spliced from 2 exons.